ACCUUUAAAAUGAACAGAGAAACUACAAUUACACAGAUGCACUUUUGCCCCUCCCACAGUAAAUUGACAAGGAAAAUGGCGUCGUCAAGCAGCAAGGUGUCACUAGAUGAAGAUAAAACAACAGAUAUGGAACCGAUUUCGGAAAAGCAAGACGAAGAAUUUCCAUUGAUCAAAGUUGCACCAAAAAAGGACGGCAAACUCAUUCUUUAUCACUGGACCCAGUCCUUCAGUUCGCAGAAGGUCCGCCUGGCAAUUGCAGAAAAAGGUCUGAAGUGUGAGGAGUAUGAUGUAAGCCUGCCUCUCAGUGAACACAAUGAGCCCUGGUUCAUGCGAUUAAACCCCGCUGGAGAAGUGCCUGUGCUAAUCCAUGGAGACACUAUAAUCUGUGAUGCCACUCAGAUCAUUGACCACUUGGAACUGUCAUUUGUAGAUGAAAAUACACCCAAGCUGAUACCAGAGGAAGGAAGUAUGUAUUAUCCAAGAGUCCAACAUUAUCGAGAGCUGUUGGACUCUCUGCCAAUGGAUGCUUAUACCCAUGGUUGUAUUUUACACCCAGAGAUAACAGUUGAUUCUCAGAUACCUGCAUAUGCAACAACAAGAAUUCACAGUCAGAUAGAAAAUACUGAAUCUGAACUCAAGAAGCUUGCCCACAAACACCCAGAGCUGCAGGAAGCAUAUGUGGCAAAACAGAGACGCCUCAAAUCAAAAUUGCUGGACCAUGACAAUAUGAAGUAUGUGAAGAAAAUUCUCGAUGAGCUGGAAAAAGUCCUUGACCAGGUAGAGACUGAACUUCAGAGAAGGAAUGAAGAAACACCAGAGGAAGGGAACCAGCCUUGGCUCUGUGGUCAUUUCUUCAGUGUCGCUGACGUGUCACUAGCGGUUACGCUGCACCGAAUGAAGUUCUUGGGUCUGUCGAGAAGAUACUGGGGAAAUGGAGACCGACAAAAUGUGGAAACAUACUAUGAGCGGGUCCUAAAAAGGAAGACCUUCAGGAGGGUAUUGGGGAAUGUAAACAAUAUCCUCAUAUCUGCGGUUUUGCCAACAGCUUUCCGCGUGGCUAAGAAGAGAGCCCCCUCUUUUCUGGGAACCACCUUAGUGGCGGGUAUUUUAGGAGGAAUGAGUUACUUUGCUUUCUUGUACAUUAAAAAAAGGCUAAUUAGUGCUGGUUGAGAUACCUAAAACAAAACAAAAACAAAUAAAAAACACUUCUCUUGUGACAUUUUUGCAGUCCAGUGCAAAUCACUCAGUUUUUUUUAAACAAAAUAUAUCAGUUACUGGUAGUUGCACUAAGAAAAACACAUUAUUUGUAUUAUCUUUUGUAUAGUAUCCAUACAUAACGCACAUAACUCAGAGGCUACACAAUUUAUUACAUGCUGUCUACUUUUUUUUAUGACUGUUUGUGUAAUGUAUGUUAAUGUUGUCUUUGCUGACAAUUUAUGCCUCUCUAAAAUGUAAUCAAGGCUUUAGAAAAACACAAUAUUUUUAUAUUUUUAAUUAUUAAAACUUAUGUACUUUAUUUUCACUUUUCUUGCCACCACACUGUCACUCCAUGAGUAGCAGGUGUUAGAACCCCAGCUAAAGUCAUACCUGUUGCAAAUUGCAAAGAUUUAGGUGGUCCUUCUAAUAUCUGCUUUAUUUUUAUUUUCUUUGUUAUACUGUUCAAAUAAAGCAAUGUGUUAUUAAUGUGUACCUCUUGUAUCCACCGUGCCUGAACUGAAAGACAUUAUACAUUGUGUAAUUAAAAAUAACUGCUUUAGCUGUU
Acipenser ruthenus (sterlet) is the source of this 1762-nucleotide messenger RNA. Its product is annotated as ganglioside-induced differentiation-associated protein 1-like. Gene Ontology annotation, biological process: mitochondrial fusion; mitochondrial fission. The transcript has 6 exons. Bases 10 to 1170 code for a protein of 386 amino acids. The record is from RefSeq and is a predicted model, not a curated record. Gene Ontology annotation, cellular component: mitochondrial outer membrane. NCBI's taxonomy places the organism in Eukaryota, Metazoa, Chordata, Actinopteri, Acipenseriformes, Acipenseridae.